UUCAGUUGCCUCAAUCGUUCAAAAAUAACUUUCCUCAGUGAAUAUGGAUAAAUCAUCGCUACACAUCGCAAUGUACCCUUGGUUUGCUAUUGGCCACCUUACCCCAUAUCUCUACCUUUCCAACAAACUUGCCGAGAAAGGCCAUACAAUCUCCUUCUUCAUCCCCAUCAACACAAAACCGAAGCUUGAGCCUCUGAAUCUCUAUCCGGAUUACAUAAGCUUUGUCCCCAUCACUCUUCCUCAUGUUGAUGGCCUCCCUUCCGACGCUGAGACCACUUCAGAUGUUCCAUCUACUUCAUACCCACACCUUAUGACUGCCUUGGACUUGACGGAGAGUCAUAUUGAACAUCUUCUCCGAGACCUUAAACCAGACGUUGUCUUGUUUGAUUUUGCUUAUUGGGUGCCAAAAUUGACACGAAAAUUAGGUAUUAAGUCAAUUCAUUACUGCGUUAUCAACGCAGCUACAGUAGGUUACACUAUGGUCCCUGCAAGGCAACGCAGUGGUUACCAUUUUGAGGCUGACUUUUUGCAGCCCCCGUCUGGUUUCCCUGUAUCCUCCAUCGUGCUCCAUGUCCACGAAACUCGACUCUUUGCUGGAGUGGCAAAGAUGAAGUUUGGCAGCGAUGUUCUUUUUCUUGAUCGCCUAUUUACAAGCUUUACUGAGUCUGAUGCGCUGGGAUUCUGGACAUGUAGAGAAAUUGAGGGGCCUUGUAUUGACUAUCUUGUAAGCCAGUUUGAGAAGCCCGUGCUUGUUUCAGGUCCAAUUCUAGUAGAGCCACCAGCCUCUACUUUAGAAGAGAAAUGGGUUGAAUGGCUAGCAAGUUUCAAGGCCGGCUCAGUAAUUUACUGUGCAUUGGGAAGUGAGAUCAAGUUAACGAAAGACCAAUUCCAAGAAUUGCUAUUGGGUCUUGAGCUUUGUGGUUCGCCAUUUCUUGCAGCACUUAAACCACCCAUCGGGGCUGAGUCUGUUGAAGCGGCGCUGCCGGAAGGGUUCGAAGAAAGGAUUAAAGGAAAAGGAAUGGUAGAUGGUGGAUGGGUUCAACAAAGACUGAUUUUAGGCCACCCAUCAAUUGGGUGCUUUGUCACACACUGUGGCUCAGGUUCUUUAUUGGAAGCACUGAGGAGUGAGAGUCAGUUGGUAAUGUUACCGCAGAUACCUGAUCAAAUUAUAAAUGCAAGGGUGAUGGGAAAGAAUUUGAAGGCUGGGGUAGAGGUGGAGAAAGGCGAAGAAGACGGCUUGUUCACCAAGCGAAGCGUAUGCAAGGCUGUGAGAAGUGUGAUGGAGGUUGAUAGUGAGGUUGGGAGGAUGGUCAGAGCCAAUCACGCUAAACUAAGAGACCUCAUGCUCAGCGAAGAUUUACAGAGAUCAUAUAUUGACAGUUUCUGCCGGGAGCUUAAAGAUUUGGUUGGAUAAUUUCUCAGUACGAUGUAGGGGCAAACAAGUGUAUUUGCUGCAAUAAGCCUCUUAGUGUCGUUAGCCUUGUUUAAUGUACUACUAUUGUAAUUGCAAUGAACCUUCAGCUUCACUCAAAGUUGAAGGGUUUAAAGUAAGUUGCAGUAUACCGUCAAAACUCUAGGCUGGCGGCUUCAGCAUGUUAAACAAUAGACUUUAGCAUGCUUUCUUCCCUUUAUUAGAUUUGGCAGUCAGUAAAUGUAAUAAUGUAUUUUAUCGUGUUUAAGUCGACUUUACUAUUACCAGUGAGAGAAGCUCUCAACCCUUUUUCCUUGGUGAAAAACUUUCAAUCUCCUAGUGAGAAUCAAAGUCUCCAUGCAUGGUGAGUGCCUCCAGGGAGGAGGAAUGACCUUCUCUUUAUCCUUCUCUCCUUCCCCCUUCCUUUCUCUGAUCUCUCCCUCUCUUUUUCAUAGUUUUCCUCUUUUUCUUUUUUUUCUUGUUUUUUCAAAAGCCUGAUCUACAGCAUCUGGGAGGUUUGGCCCCACCAUGUUGAAUAAUAAACUUAAUUUUAACAUUUAGGUGAAUCUUUUCAUUUCAUAUUUUCAUAUGUUACUAAGUGAUUUUUCAUUUCAUAUUCUCAUAUGUUACUAAGUGACUUGAAGAGGUUGUGUCUUUAAUUUUUUAAGAGUUAUUUUACAUAGGAGUUAUAUGGGAGUUAUAUGAGAUGUAAAUAAAUAAAGUU
Messenger RNA from Corylus avellana, 2135 nucleotides. NCBI's taxonomy places the organism in Eukaryota, Viridiplantae, Streptophyta, Magnoliopsida, Fagales, Betulaceae. The record is from RefSeq and is a predicted model, not a curated record.